UGUUACAAACCCGGGUAGAAUGCUUCAUCUUUGUAAUAUACUGUUGCAUUAAAACGGAAUUUAUUCUUAGAGCGUAUCAAUGCAAACAUUGAGUGUGCAAGGUGCUCCCAAUUUAUGUUGCAUCUUUAGCUCCCUAUCUCGCUUUUAUCUUUCCAGCUCUGUUUUCUGCUGUCGUUGGUUUCCACCAUGUUUAUAGAAAGCACGGGAUGCAUAUGUUUUUUAUUGGGACCACGCCAUCAGUUAGCCUCCAGAAAGCAGAGUUUGUAGAGGAAGUGCUCUCGAGCCAUUCACUUCUUGCAAAGGGGUCGGAGUACGGACUACUGCACAACUGGUUGGGAACUGGCCUACUUACAAGUGCAGGUAACAAGUGGAGAGCAAGGAGGCGAAUGUUUACUCCAGCAUUCCAUUUUCGCAUUCUCGAAGAUUUCAGCUCGACCAUAAACACUCAGUCAACUGUACUUGCCGACAAGCUUGGGAAAAUGUGUUCACCUGGCAAGCGCACCGACAUCGUACCGUUGGUCACGCUGUGCACCUUAGACAUCAUUUGCGAGACUAUAAUGGGGACAUCAAUUCGUGCGCAACAUGAUGAGCAUUCUCCGUACGUAAAGGCCGUGAACAGACUGGGAGAGUUGUUUAUACUCCGAAUGCUGAACCCAUUUUUCAGUAGGGAAUUCAUCUUCAAGCACAGUUCCAUGGGCAAGGAGUACUACGAUUGCUUGAACACGCUCCAUACAUUCACAAGAAAGGUGAUAGCGGAAAGAAAGAAACUGUUGCAAAAGCAAAAUCACCUAGCAGAUCAGACGGAUGUCAAUGGCGACAAUGUAGAACAACAGAAAGGGAAAAGACCGUUUCUGGACCUUCUCCUUACUGAACACUUGAAAGACUCAGCGAGUAUCAACGAAGAAGACAUACGAGAGGAAGUGGACACGUUCAUGUUCGAGGGACACGACACAACGGCAAUGGGAAUCAGCUGGGCUUUGUUUUUAAUUGGCCACCAUCCAGCUGAGCAACAGAAAAUACACGACGAAUUAGACGCAAUAUUCGGAAGUGAAAAGCAUCGACCGGUCACGUCCGAAGACUUGAGAGAAAUGAGGUACCUUGAAAGCUGCAUAAAGGAAGCGCAGAGACUGUACCCAUCUGUCAGUUUCAUUACGAGAACUUGCGAGGAGCCAUUUCAGAUUGGAGCCGUAACGUUCCCAGUGGGCACCGUUGUGAGACUGUCCGUGUACUGCCUUCACCGAGAUGAGAAUGUGUUUCCAAAACCGGAGGAGUUUCACCCCGAAAGGUUUUUCCCGGAAAAUGCGAAAGGCAGACAUCCUUUCGCUUACAUUCCUUUCUCUGCUGGUCCUCGCAACUGCAUCGGUCAGAAGUUUGCUUUGUCAGAGGAGAAGAUUGUCAUCGCUAAUAUACUACGUCGUUUCAAGUUGAAAUCACUCGAUCAGCGGGAUGAAGUCAACGUAGUUACCGAAAUGGUCCUCAGGCCAAAGAGCGGCUUGAGAAUACAAUUCACACCCAGAUGAUGCCCAUGACGAGUUCUCUAAAACACUCAAUAGCCCAUUUCUAUUUAGCUUGUGUGCGUCUGUGUGUGUGCAUGCGUGUGCGUGCGUGCCCGUGUACGUGCAUGCGAGAGACAGAGAGAGAGAUAAGGCCUUGAGAUAAAAUACUCGUGGCAUGGGCGACUACACUGCACAGGUAUAUGCUCGGGCCUUCGGUCUACAUGCAUCUGCUUUGCAAUGUAAAAUUAACAGGUCUUGUGCUGAAGGCGGAUAAUGACAAAUUAUAUUUAAAAGCACAGGACUUGCAUAAACGCCCCUAACACAAGGCUCAAAACUUAUCGUAAUCCGUCGCCUCAUACUGCAACAAACUAUUCUGCGGGUAUCCGAAAUACAAAUUGCAUGACAUCUGCAGCUUGUUUCAGGUGGUAUCUAAAUGAACACCUGGGCUCGUAUUUACAAAAAUCUCUUACGCUAGCAUUGUUUUCAAGAGAACGUUUCAGUCAAACCUGAUGUUGGAGUUACUAUUAGCGAAGGUGGCCGCCGAUGGCAGAGAGCACUUAUGAACGAAAAGCUUUGGGAAUUCGGCCCCUGAUUAUCCAGAUAUUGUUGACAAUAUUCGGCUACGUCACUGCCCAGCUUAUUUUCUUCCUUAAUCGGCGAUCUCUUCCAACGUGCACGUGCUCCUUUUGUGCACCUCUUGUCCGAACGUCGCUGGAGGUUUCAAUAUUAUGCAUGCAUGAGUGCGUGGCCCCAACGCAUCCUCAGGUGUAUAUCGAAUAAAAAGGUUUCACAACUACGUUCAUAGCUUAUCUUAUAUAUGUAAGAGCGAAAUUUUAUAUCCACAUACUUUAGUCCUUAUAUUGAACGCAGGAGAAGAAACUUUGAGUGUAAAGUGUUCAGCUAAACCGUGUGUUCACAUGGUAGAGGAGCCUGGCCCUUU
Molecule: messenger RNA, 2436 nt
Organism: Dermacentor silvarum
Lineage: Eukaryota; Metazoa; Arthropoda; Arachnida; Ixodida; Ixodidae
Product: cytochrome P450 4c3-like
Exons: 10
Coding region: 207-1520 (437 amino acids)
Molecular function (GO): oxidoreductase activity, acting on paired donors, with incorporation or reduction of molecular oxygen; iron ion binding; heme binding
Source: RefSeq, a predicted model, not a curated record